AUGAGAAACUCGUGUUGUCGAUUGUCCAUUUGGAUACUUUUCUUUUUAUUAUUGAUAUUUAUUGUUGCAUGUUCAGCAACCAAAAACAAGAAAGAUGAUAAAAAGAGUGAUGAUUCGGAAAAAUGGAAAAAAAAAGAUAUUCGAGAUUACAAUGAUGCUGACAUAGAACGACUUUAUGAACAGUGGGAGGAUAGUGAUGAUGAUGACUUAGAAGAAGAUGAGUUACCAGAAUGGAAGAGAGAAGCUCCCAAAGUAGAUUUCUCUAAAUAUGACCCUAAUAAUCCGGAAAGUAUUAUGAUGAUGAGCAAAAAAGGAAAGACAUUAAUGAUGUUUGUAUCAGUUUCAGGUAAUCCAAGUCGUGAAGAAGCUGAACGAAUUACGUCGUUGUGGCAGUCAAGUUUGUAUAAUGGCAAUUUGGAUAUUACCAGGUACAUGAUUAGUGACAACAGAGCCAUUUUUAUGCUGAAGGAUGGGUCAAGAGCUUGGGAAGUGAAGGAUUUUCUCAUCAAGCAGGAUCGUUGUGAGCUGGUGACUAUAGAAAACAAGGAUUACCCUGGCAAAGGUUCUUUGAAAACUGAAUUAUGA
This is a messenger RNA of Acanthosepion pharaonis, 585 nucleotides long. NCBI's taxonomy places the organism in Eukaryota, Metazoa, Mollusca, Cephalopoda, Sepiida, Sepiidae. The record is from the annotation of a GenBank genome assembly.